Molecule: messenger RNA, 6506 nt
Organism: Varanus komodoensis (Komodo dragon)
Lineage: Eukaryota; Metazoa; Chordata; Lepidosauria; Squamata; Varanidae
Gene: VWA2
Product: von Willebrand factor A domain containing 2
Exons: 14
Coding region: 130-2514 (794 amino acids)
Biological process (GO): calcium-independent cell-matrix adhesion
Cellular component (GO): basement membrane
Molecular function (GO): calcium ion binding
Source: RefSeq, a predicted model, not a curated record
GAGAGAGAGAGAGAGAGAAACAUAUAUAUUUACCAUUGGUGCAUAUAUUCUUUUCUGUGGUUGGAGGACUGUAAUGGAGACCUUUUUCCAAAUAUCUUGAUCUACUUUGCUGGACCAGGUUCUGUCAUCAUGAACCUCAUGCUGUUAUUUGAUUCAAUUAGCAUUUUCCUGUUUUCCCAAGCCUUAGCAUCAUGGGGCAUACAAGAACUGCAUGUCAAUCAGGAAACCACUGAGAAAAUUACAGCUGCUGCCCAUUUGAUGAACUGUUCUGCUCCAGUUGAUAUCUUGUUCCUGUUAGAUGGAUCUUACAGCAUUGGCAAAGGAAAUUUUGAAAGGUCAAAAUAUUUCACAAUCAAACUCUGUGACGCCUUGGACAUCAGCCCGGAAAAGGUCAGAGUGGGAGCAAUACAGUUCAGCAAUACUCCUUUUCUGGAAUUCUCUCUUGACACAUAUUUCACCAAACAGGAGAUAAAAAGCAAGCUCAAGAAGAUUGUGUUCAAAGGUGGAAGAACAGAAACAGGACUUGCAUUGAAAUACAUUCUUCGGAAAGGAUUCCAUGGAGGAAGGAAUUCAUUGGUCCGAAAAAUCCUCGUCAUCCUAACAGAUGGGAAAUCCCAGGGCAAUGUGGGGAUACCAGCCAAACAGUUAAAAGAAAAUGGGAUAGCCAUCUUUGCAGUGGGAGUUAGCUUUCCAAGAUGGGAAGAAUUGCACGCAUUGGCCAGUGAGCCGACUGAUCGGCACAUACUCUACGCAGAAAACACAGACGAUGCCUUGAAUGGCCUCUAUACCACUCUUACUGGCUCUGCAAUCUGCAGAGCUGCAUUUCCAGGCUGCAAGACGGAAUCUCACCCUUGUGAACACAAAACACUGGAGAGAGUGAAAGAGCUGGUUGGAAACUAUUUCUGUUGGAAGGGAUCAAAGAGCAGUCAUGCUGUUCACACAUCACUCUGCCCAUUUUACAACUGGAGAAACAUUUUCAUCAAGUAUCCAUCUAGAUGUUACCGAACCACAUGCCCAGAUCCUUGUGAUUCCCACCCAUGUCAGAAUGGAGGCACAUGCAUUCAGCAAGGUUUAGAAGGAUACUACUGCGUCUGUCCAGUCGGAUUUGGAGGAGACGCUAAUUGUGCCCCCAAGCUGAGUCUAGAAUGCACUGUGGACCUCCUUUUUCUGGUGGACAGUUCAUCCAGCACCACCCUGGAAGGAUUCUUGCGCUAUAAAGCUUUUCUGAAAAGGUUUAUGCAAGCAGUGUGGAGUGGUGAGACUCUGAGUGACGUGGGUGUGGCCCAGUAUAGCAACAAUGUCAAAGUGACGGUAGCACUGGGGGACCCCAAAGACAUGUCCAGCUUGGUGAAGGCCAUCGAUGCCAUGCAAUUCAGUGGAGGGAGCACCCUGACCGGCAAAGCUUUACGGUACAUUACACAGCAUGGGUUUAAGAGUGCGGCAGUCUUUGCUGAUGUCCCUGACAACCUGCCCCGGGUGGUCAUCCUGCUCACAGAUUCGAAUGCUCAAGAUUCAGUGGUGGAAGCAGCUAAGUACAGCAGAAGCCAAGGGAUUUUUCUCAUUGGAAUCGGCAGCAAAUUUCUGAGAGCAGAGUUGGAUGAAAUUACAGGGAAUGCAAAGUGGACCAUUCUCUACUCAACCCCACAGGACCUAUUCAACAAGAUUACUGAGCUGCAGAGAAAAAUCUGCAUCAUAGAGAGUCAAGGCUGCCCAUCUCAGCCCUUAGAUUUGGUGUUUGCUUUGGAUUCCUCAGCUUCAGUUGGAUGGAACAACUUUGUGCAGCUGAAAACCUUUGUCAGCAGGCUCUUGUUACAGUUUGACAUCAGUCGGGAUGUGACACAGAUCGGACUUGUUGUGUUCGGCAAAAGGCCCCAAACUGUUUUUGGGCUGGACACACACGUUAACAGUUCCACUCUCCAUGAAGCCAUCAAGCAAGCCCCCAUUGUGGGUGGUUCUGCUUCAGUUGGCAGCGCCUUGCUGCACAUCUAUGAUGACAUCAUGACUGCCCAUAAAGGAGCAAGGCCAGGUGUGAAGAAGAUUGUGGUGGUGAUCACGGGGGGUGUUGGAGUGGAGGAUGCCGUCGUACCUGCUCAGCAGCUCCGUAAUAACGACAUAUCACUGUUUGUCAUUGGGAUGGACCAUGACCGGACUGGCUCAUUACUGAGGACUGCGGGUUCUCACAAUAGCCUGCUGAAGAUAGCUUCUUAUGAAGAUCUGAAAAGUCAUGAAGGCCUGAUCAUGGAUUGGCUUUGUGAUGAGGCUCGGAGGCCAGUGAACCUCUGCGUACCCAACCCCUGCAUGAAUGAUGGAGUUUGUGUUCCUGAGAAUGGCAGCUACUGGUGUCAAUGCCAAGGCUGGGAGGGACCUCACUGCGAAAACAGGAUUCAGAAGGGUCAUAUUUCACAAACAUGGAUGUAUCCAGCAAUGGUCCAUGCUCUGCCAAAGCAACGUGGUUGGUGGCAGCCGCACGGAAAUCAGCAGCACUCCAGACGGCACGUGAGAGCGACUCAGUGAGGAGGCCAGAAGUACGCCUGCCUACAGCUACUGGAGACAUUACCCUGAAAGAACUGAAACCCAGACUCUGCGUCUAGUUACAAGUAAUCAUGCUGUUUAAAAGCAUGAGAAUUUUGCACAGAUUCAAUUCCUGGUAAACCAGAGGAGCUUACCAAUAUCUAGCUUGUUUUUAUAUUGAGUAUUUAUUAUUGAUAUCCUGAAACGUUCAUUCUAAAAUCAGUAUCGCUUCUAUACCAAGAAUAAAACUACACUUUAUGUUAACUACAUAGAGCACAACUUGGAUUCCAAAUGGAGGUUUUAAUUUUUUUUUCUUGCUUCCACAUUGGGGGCAGGAAAGGUUUCUAGAAAACAAGAAGCCAGAGAAGGCGAGUUUUAAACCUCUAAAACUUGCACUAAGAUCUGCAUACCUAAUCUGCAUACUUGUGAUUCAAAAGCACCAAGACAACCAACUGUGCUAUUUAAUGUAAUGUGUAGUUUUGCCCUGGGUUUCAUAGCUCUGAAUAAGUUGUUUUUAUAUUAGAUUGGGGAAAAGUAGUCUAUUUUUGAACACAUAUCAAACUGUUAUUUAGCUAAGGAUGCUUUUAUACAGUUAGGCUCACCCUACCUUCCCUGUGUGGUGAGAUAUUCCAGGCUGCCGUGCUUAUCCAGUUUUGGCUGCUGAAGGUUUAUUAUUGCAUUGCAUCUGUCUUGAUUUACAAAUAUGCAGGAUGAGCAUAGGCAGAGAUGCAGCUUAAUCGCUCCAGAAGACUUCCAUGUCCACUGCCCCACAUCAAAUAUCCAGAGAGAAUUAGCUUCCCAAAAGGCACUUGUAGCCCUGUGCCUCUGUGUCUGUUGACUUCGGGACUCAAAUUGCAGUUUCUGUUCUUCUGCAGUCACUGCUAGCUCACUUCCUCCAUUUGGCUGGAAGAGGGAUGGUCAUAACAUUGAACUGUUUUCUCUAGUCAGCGUUCAAAAAGAUUUGUUUGGCAGUAGUAACAGCCCCUGGCAGUUAAGGUAGUCUUUCUUAUGCCUGCACCAUGAUCCAUCUCCAGUCCAAAGUUGCAAUCCUGCACCCAUUUGUUAUAGUUUAUUGAUGUCAGUGCUGUGUCUACAUACAGUUUAACCUCAUCAACCUGACCAAGUGAUCACUGAUACUCUGUUACGCACAGCGUUGUAUUAUGCAUGGAGAUCCAGGCCAGUAUAAGUGCUUCCCCUUAGAUCACAAGGAAAGAGGCAGCUUUCUCUAUGCUGAAACCAAGAAAAUAAACCAUGCCUAUGUAACACCUCAGUGUACACCUUGAAGCUUGCCAAAUGAGUGAACUUGCUUUCUUUUGAAUGUGUUGGUCAAAUAGGUGUGUGUCACCUUUCCCCAGUUUUUGUUUACUGAAACAGCAGGGCAGUUAUGCUCUGUCUCAGCCUCAUAAAAUCCUAAGACCCAAGAAAGCGUUCCUAAGAUUCCUUGUGCUUGUAUUGGAAUAGACUCUCCUUGUGUGAUGUGGUUCAGAUUUCCUUAUGUGAGCCCAGGCAAACUGGCAGAGCUGUGAGCUGUGGGGGUGUUAUUGAUCUAGUUAUUAUCCUUCGUAUAUGCCAUUUAUCUAAUGCAACACAAAUAAUAUUACCUAAAUAACCCAACAACUAGAAUAAUCAGAAUGAAAGAUACAAAUAUGAAUGAACAAAAAUUGGAAGAGGAAGGCUGAUUCUUGUGAGUGAUUUUUGACCAAAGGUGGAUCUCCAGUACUUCUACGACAGUGAUUUCUCCAAACAUGGAAGAGAAAUUUCCUAUAUUGUUAUAUGUAGAGAUUAAUAUACUUUGCAUUUUGUUAAUCUGUCUUAUAAUCUAUUUUAAAGCCACCUACGAUUUUGGUGACUACAGAAUCCUGUGACAACUGUCUUCUAUAAGUUGCCUGGAUGCAGUGUAUGAAGGAGUAGAAUGUAAACUUGUGCCAGGACUUCACUUGAGAAAUUGCUGCCUUCCAGGAUAAAAGCAGCCUGUCAGCUUGAAGUCUUCUGGAUGAGCAUCCUCAUGGUAUAAAAUUUGACACAGUGCAUGGUCAAUUCUUUCUGUGUUGUCCUCUGCUCAUUGUGUGAUUCCACUCCCAUCCCCUCAGCACACUUAUUUACAUCUUCUAGGUGGGGAGGAAAAGGGAGUUGCAUUAUCUAAAAUUGCCAAGUCAAGGCUGGUAGACAUUUUUGUAGUUCUAAAGCUCUGUGUCAGCAGCUUACGCAAUGCAGUAGUUAGUAAAUGCUUGACUUUAUGUACCAGCAGCCCCAUUUUGUAAUGCUCCUCUGAGCAGCAAAGUAACAUGAAAAAGAUACAAAGAGGCUGGGACAAAGUUGUUUCAAUCAUUUGAGUUAAACAACUGACUUAAUUAAAUGCGUUUCCCACAACAGCACCAAGUUGCCAUCAAUUCUGCCCUGGUCUCAUCGAACCAAAGCUCUCCACCAACCUUAUGCCCUCCUCGAUGGGUUGGACUAUGGCUCCCAUCAUCACCAGUCAGCAUGAGAUGAUGGGACCUGGAGUUUAGGUUGGAGAAAGCUGAUCUACACUGUGACUGUGACCAUGUAAAACUUGGAUGCUAACUUGGAGAGGAAGAUGGUGUCAUUCAGUAGUGCAUCCUGGGCUGUUCAGGAUAUUGGGUCAAUAAAACUUGUGAUGUUGCUUGCUUACAGGUUAGUGACUUGACUAAAUGAAGCUGAAAGGGAGUGUUUGGUCUCAGCAAGCAUUCACUUACAAUAUGUAUGCUGUCAAAAAAAUUGUACUCUCAGACUUCCCCAGUGAGAUGCAUUCCAGGCAGGUUGACGCCUCAAGUUAUUCAGUUUUAAGAAAGAGAAUCUUUCCCUUUUCCUCUAUCCUGCUCCCUUACUACUGACAGAAGACUUCCACUUCUACUUCAGGAUGAAAGUGCAGAUCUUUUGCUAGACAUUUCCUUUAUGAGACCAGUUCAAGACAUGGUGCUUUAUUCCCUAGUUUUACUUCACAGAGUGCCCAACUUAUUUUAGUGGACCAGAAAGACAAGUUGUUCUUACUGGAUGGUUGAAUGGUUAACAAAAAUAGGUGAGCUGUUAUAGUUAAAUGAACAAAUUAUAGGCAGUGACCUGGUUUACAUCACAUGAAAACUCAUGGUGGGUUGUCAGCCUUGUUUGUUUCAGGGUGGUUUGUCCUUAGUUCCAAACUAAGCAUGAUUACGCUAGUAUAGUUUGUUACUCGUGUACAAGCCACUCUCAGGCUAUCCUGAAUUUGCUUAAUAACAGGGAACUAUAAGCCAUGGUGGCUUAUAUUUGUGAGCUGCCUGAUUAGCAGAAGCACCCAGCCAGGCAUGGACUGUCCUGACAUCCGGCUAGGGUGACUUGCAACCCAUUCUGAAAUUCAUGGCUUGUUGUUUACAGACCACAUUAGCCACCCAUUCAGACCAGGUUUGGACAUCCCGACAACCUGUGACUUUCUCCUGUGAAACUGGACAUUUCAUGUAACCCACAGGAGUGGUACCUUUCCAUACACACAGCCAACUAUUAAAGCUUGCUUUUUGUCUGCAGUUUUGUUGCCAGAAGGAUUUCAGAGAUUGUGUAGUUUUUCGCUUAGUGAAGUUCCAGAAUGAGCUAUGCAGUCUCUCAGUUGCUUAAACAAGCAUUUAAUGCAAGCUGUAUAUGUGUUUUAUUGUCUGAUGAUUUCUGUAAAAGAUAAGACUCAUGUGGAAAGACUCAUGGUGGCAGUUUCUAUGUACUUUCCAUAAAUAAUACAGAAUGCCAACUCCUUUCCUUAUCUAGGUCAAAGAAAUGAGUACUUAGCAACAACAAUUAGGCCUUUUCUGCAGAAAGCAAGUGCAAAAGUUCAUGCAAUGCAGUCUAUUCAGAAAUAAGUCCCAGUGAGUUAAAUGGAACUUACUCCAGGUAAGUGUAUACAGGAUUGUAACCUUAAUCAUUUUAGCUAUGACCAUUUUGUAAGUCACUCCGAGGGUUUUUGCAAAUGGUGCGGCAUAGAAAUGGUCUAAAUAAAUAAAUAACUUUCCCUCUAA